GAUGUUAAUUUUUCCGUCGCUCGGCACGAAUUUUUUACGACUGCCUUAAUUUAAUACGGCCGCCGUUGCAUUAUUGGUAUGAUGUUUUUUUUUUCCACGGCGAAUUUUUUUCAGUAGUGGUGGAACCUGACAAACGUGUAUGCGGAUUCAGUGUAAAACAUCGACCGACGACGAAUGGAACGCACCAGCUGAACUGCUCUUACCUAGUGCAUACUGUUUUGGAAUUAUGGGUCACCACCACUACAAGUGAUUUGCGAAUAUUUUCGUCGCAGAACCGCACACUGUCUCCGAUCUCCGAAUUUCAGUCGGUUGGUUUUUAUUUUCCUUUUUGGUCCAGUGAGUACCAACCAUUGGUUUCUCGUUGUGCUGGAAAUCUAAUACUAAUUAAUUUAUUUGAAUCCUUUCGCUUUUAUACAAUAAUAAUUCUAUGGCAAUCCUCUAAAAUAUUAGAAUAAUAUUGUCAUUCGUGGACCAUGGCUCCGGUUUUGAGCAAAUAUGUGUCUCAAAAAAAUGCCCUCAUCGGCGGUGCUGUUGCCGGAGUACCUCUGUUCGUUUAUUUGUUGAAGAAAUACGCAUUUCAAAAUAAAAACACUGUUAAAAGGUACUUACGUAUAUAAUUCUUCAGUAGGUAAUAUUCAUAAAUAUAUUACAUCUGUAUUUAAACCUUUUUUUCUAGGGCUCCCGAAAAUGACAUAAAAUACCUCAUAGUUGAUGUAAGUCAAAAUUUGAUUGAUUAAUUUAAUAAGUGCCUAUUUUUGUACAAUUAAAAUAAAUGGCUAAACUUAACAAAGGAUUAACUAGGUUCUAAAAUAAAGAAAUGAAAUACAUUUUUACACCCGAGUUCUGUACUACAUCAUUUAGUUUGUAUGGUCCAAGUGGGUACCUAAACCCAAUGUCAUACUAAAUUAAAGUAUUUCAUUUUAUCAAGAUUUAUACAAGUAUUCUAUUUUCAAAAAUUAUCUUUGUAAAUACGAAUCAUAAUAUCUUGUAAAUUAAAAUCCUUAUCACAUUCGAAAAAUAUAUUUUCUGAGUGUUGUUCAAUAGUAAUAAAUGAGGAAGUAAUUUGAAUUAAAACUAAAUGAGAUACCGAUGUUUUAAAAUUAAUAAAAUUAUACAACAUAGGUAUCUUCUACUUAAAAUAAUACAUUUUACCGUUUUAAAUAAUUAAAAUGCAUUAUUAUAAUAGGAACAUUAUUAGGUAGUUAAAUAAUAUGUAUACUACUACUAUUUUGUAACUCAGUAUAUAGUACCUACAUUUAAUAUUAAGAAUUAAUUUACCCACUGGCAAUUUACAUACUAAGUUAAAGAAUAGCAUUAAAUAAUAUUUCAAAUGUUAAUUUAUUCCUUAUUCGUCCAAUUACACAAUUAUAUUGAAUACAUUAGCAGAGACUUACUAUAAAUAUUUGAGGUCGUAUUCUUCAUGUUUCUUAUGAACUUUCAAUUAUUAACUCAAAUUUUACAUAAGUACCUAAUUAUAUAAAAAAAAAAAACCUGAGAUCAGUAACACCAAUAAAAUAUAAUUAAUGGUUUAGAUCAUAAUAAUUAAUAUUUUUACUAAAAUUGUAAUAAAUCAAAAUUUGUUUUUAUAUUUUAUUUUAACAAUAAAUGUAGUUAUUUAAUUUAUUAUAAACAAAAUAUUAGUUUUUCUUUAUUUUCUUGUUGUCUUUUUAUUUGGCUGCAUCCAAGUUGGGUCACGAAGAAUUUUGAGUACUAUACUAAUUGAAAUUGAACACUUUAAAGCAAUACAAACAUUUUUCUUCUUAUUUUUACAGACUUAGAACUUAGAUCUAUUCAGUAAUUUUAUCCUUUAUACAUUUUUCUUUUUUUAAAAUACAAUAUUGUUUUGUUUUUUCUGAACUUCUCAUUUUAAUGUAAAUAUCUAUUCGGGUACUUUUUAAAACUUCUAUCAACUGCAGGUAAAUAUUAGGAUAGCUAUGAUAUUUUGUAUUGUAUUUUCCGAAAUUUCUAAACGUUUACAUUAAUUAAUAAAAAUAUCAGGGUACUAGAUACCUAGGUUAGUAGACUAACCGCAUAAACCCAGCGCCCAGAUAGUGUAGAUAUUUGAACACAGGACCCAACUCAGAUAAGCCGAUUUAUUUAUAUAAUUUACAAAAAUAUAUAAUAGAUUUUUAAGUAUAUUGUUAUUGUUAAAUUAAUUUAUAAAACUAACAAACCUAACAACUUCUUUUAUAUUAUUAAAAUUGUAAUAAGUAUACCUAAUUGUUGAUGUUAAUUUUUAAAUUAAUAACCACAACCAAUAAUUAUUCCUAUAUUACUGCCUUUAUUUUUGCCAUUGUUAAAUUGUACUAUUUAUAUGGGUAUUAUAUUAUUAAUAUGUGGUUAAUACCCACAGGAAUUAAAGCCAAAACAAAAUUAGGUAAUCAGUUUUUAUUUUUAAAUCUUUAUCAAUAAUUUUUGAAUUAUCCUGAUUCUAAAAUAAAUAUCAAAUACACAUUAUAACAUUAUAGCUUGAACAGUUGUAGUUAACAUAAUCAAAUAUUUGCAUAUUCAUGAACUGAAAUUUAAAAUAUCAAGUGCUUAUUGUGUAUAAGUAAUAUGCAUAUUUUAAUUAUGACAACCAUUCAAAAAUGUAACCAUAGAGUAAAAAACAUGUAACAAUAACGAGAUGUUAGAUUGAAGAUAAAAGAUUUUAGAUAUGUUUACAAAUAUACAAAAUAUGAAAAAUAAUUGUGUUUCACAAAAUAAAUUUCAAUUCUAAUCAUCUAAAUUAUAGCAGUCAUUUUUAUUUUAUUUUGUUGUCAUUAUGAAACUUGUAUUUUUUAUUAUUUCAAAGGUUCCAUACAAACGCUGGUACAUUUUUCUUUGAUUCAGUAGUUAAAGAAUUUAACACAGAUUUUACUUUUUUAGAAUUAUAGUUAAUUAGGUAAUUAAAAUUAUCUGUUUAAUACAAUCGUAAAGUAUUGAAUAAAUUGUGAGAAUACAAUUUUAAAACGAAUGCCUACAGGGAUUUUAUUUCCUAUUACAAAUCAAUGGUUUAUUAUUAUUGUUAUUAUUAUUGCUGUUUAUUUAUUGAUCUUUUGAUUUAAUAAUUUAGACAGUUAGGUCCGCCAAAAAUACAAAACAAAAAAGGUUUUGCUUUUUAGAUUAUCUCGUAAUUUACUGAAAAUUGAAGUCUGCAGUUUUUAAAAAAUUAUUUUGAAAAACUCAAAAUAGUCGUGCAAGUAUCUAAUAUGAGUAAUAGGUAAAUAUUAAUUCGGGAAUAUCCGUAGGCUAUUAUAGUUCUUUAAUAUCAACAAUCCUUGUCUCUGAUUGGUUUCAUUUAGUAAAUGUGUCGUUCAAAAAUCCGUUAUAUUCUCUCUGGAACCGAACACGUGGUCGGUCCGACCUCCAAUUGACUAUGUGCAUCGUGCGUGUAUUUUAUUGGUACACGGAAAUAUUUUGAUCGUUUCUUUGUUUCCAAUUCCGAUUUUGCAUGACAUUUGUUUAUGGGUAUUAGUUAUAUAAUAAUGCGUGAAAAAACUUGGCUUCCGGUGAAUUUAUUCGCUUUUAUUAUUGUAAAACUGGAUUAUCCACUCGGGUAUAAUUUUGGAAUUUUUCGUUAUUUUUAACGCCUUCAAUUUGUUUACUAGAGCGCAAGUAGUUCGUAAAAUGCAUUAAAAACAAAAAUAGCUCUUAUAAUAGGUAUUAUUUUACGAAUGAUUUUUCAGAGCUUUAGCGUUUUACACUUGGUGCGCUUUGUACUCCCUAAGAUUACGAAUUGACUAUACUGGUCACCAUGACGGGAUAUCGUAUAUUUCAGUACACAUUUUCCCUCUCCUUUUUUUUUUCCACUCCUAUUAAAAUAAGUUUCGACGAAUUUUCUGCAGUUUCCGUACUCGUUUGUAAAAUAAACAAUACGCCUACCUUGAAAACGAUAUUUUACUUAUAAAUAUUUUUUUAUUACUUACCGACCGUUUAACUGCUUACUUAAUAUGUUUUUAAUUUGAAAAAUAAUUUGACGAUUACCGAUUUACGUAAUAUAAUAUAAUUGGUAUGCACAUGGAUACCGUGUGUUUUAAAAUUCAUUACCCGAUUCAGCGGAUUGAUGAGAGUUUGGGAACACCAUUUGUGUUACUUACCUGUUUGAUACUACGAUAGAACAAUCCGAAAAUCGUGUUUGAUACCGUAAACCUAAUCAUAGGUAUAUAUUUUUAUUUUAUCGUUUAAUCUCGAAUUACAAUUUAACAUUUAUUUAUUUAUCCUUUUAAGGAAUAAGCAAUUUUUGAAAGUUGUAAAGUAAAUCUUUUUCCUCUGGAGUAGAUAAAUCUUAAAAAUGAAUCACCAAAAUCAACCGCAUUAAUUUUUUCAUUCAUAAAUUAUCUUCAAGAAAUUAACUUUUCUUUAGAUAAGAAGAAAAUUGUAUUUAGCUAAAAAAUGACUAAAAUCCAAGUGAUCUGGGUACCUACCUAACAAUUCAGUACAUGUGCAUUCAUCAUAAACGAAACGUAUUUUCAUUUGUUCAGCUCCCAUUAAAAUACUUUGGUUGGUGAUAGGAGAGUUAAAAAAAAAAUCACGUUAAAAAACGGGUCAGCGCAAACCUCAAAACUUGUUUCACUCGUUUCUUAUGAUUUAUGAACAUAUAACCUCAAAAGUGCGUAAAUUAUGUAUUAAAAAAAUUUCGUAAAAUUAUGUAUUGAAUAAAAUUCGUUCGUAGUUAUCAAAUCCAUCUGUAGAUUUUUUCGGCCAGCCGAAUAAUUACGGAUUAGUCGACAUUGCCAACUUAAUUUUUCUGAUUUAUUUUCUUGAUACCAAAAACGUAGUUUUCGAUUUUUAGUGUUAUAUGCCCUUUUAUCAAAACACUAUGGAUUCGAUUUUGCCAGACCAUUUAAGCGAUUUUCUGCCAUUUUCGAUCGUAGGUUAGUUUUCAAGUGACGUAAUGAGGAAAAGGUUGUAUAUUUUAUCAGUCGUUGUAGUAAUUACAUAUACAAUUUUAAGAACGUUUGGAAAAACGCAUUUGCAUUACAAAUUUCAAGGGCGUUUUGGAUAUUUUGACCGGCUACAGUUGCAGUAACAGUUGAACUCCCCCCACAAAAAAAAAAAAAAAAGCCCGUUCCCCUGCACACGAAACUGCAAUAAUAUAAUCUAUUCGUAUCGCUUAAAUAAACAUUUAUCUCAAACUUGAGCCUACGCUCAACCUUUUUUUUUUUUUUUUUUGGAGAAAUAUAAUCGAUGAUCGGGAAAAGUGACGUGAAUUUAUGAUGGCGGCAAAUACUCUUUUAGAGUAGAUUAAGCCAGCAUAAGAAGAAGAAGAAGCGUGUUUAAAGUUCAAUUUUCUAAGACGUUUCUUUCAAUAAUAACAAUAAUAGUAAUUUUAAAGCAAACGUUAUUUGUUGUCGCAUUUGUAAUGUCAUACGCGCGGGUCACCACAAUUUAGAUUACAUCCGUCACAGACGUUGGCCAGUUAGUAAUUAUAUCGAGUACAUUGGAUCGAUAUUAAAUAUUUAUUCGGAAUAUUUUAAUUUUUCGCCCGUCCGUUUAUGAAUAUGAAUCGUUUGUUCGCUGGCCAUUACCCGUGCACUCGCGUUACACGUCAGUUUUUUUUCUUUUCUUUUUUUCGUUUUCUAUUGAUAGUUCGUAUUACAUGGUAAAUAUUCAAAUCGUCGUAACCGUGAGAUUUUAUCGAAGCGCCGUCCGAAAUUUUAGGAAUAUUAAAGCAAACUCGUUUUAGACGAACGGCAAAAACAGAAAAAAAUAUUGUCGAUGGUAUUAUUCCCACCGCGAUCGAGAAAAGGCUUAUAGAAAUCUAAAAUGUAUAUAAACUAGCUGUCCCACCCGGCAUUAUUUUUAUUAUAUUUUUAUCCUUAUUUCUUUUUGGUUUUGACCGUGUCAGUAUUGAAUGAAAACAGAUAGCAGGUGAACUAAAAGUAAUUGUUGUGACGUUUUUCAUGAUUUUCAUAUCAAAUAUAUCUAAACACCGAAUUUUGGGGGAGUCGGGUUUCAAAGGAAGUGACGUCUAACCUAACCUAUCGGGGAGUGGGGUCGCUCGACAGUGUAAAAGAGCGUCUACCGUAUUUUCGGAGACGGCACGGCAUUACUUUUAUACCUUUAUGUGCGUAUUUUCCGGCAAUUUAUAUUAAUAUAAAAUUAAUUACUCGAUUGUUAUAAUCCUUAUAUAUAUAAAUAUAUAAUUUAAAAUUCUAUAUGUAUAAAAGUGAAACAAUAUAUUGUUGUUGACGCCAUAACUCAAAUAUUAUCCAAAAUUUUCCACUUUUCCAGUCGACUUUCCAAACAUUUUCUUUCGUGCGAACCGUUAUUUCUAUUUAUCAUCGAAUAGCUGUUGUUAUGGAAACAUGAGACAGCCGAACUGAUAGUCAAUUAUCGAAUUAAUUUUGUUGAUUACCUCGAUGAUACGACAGAAAUAAAAAAAAAAAAGACUGCCAUACUUCGCAUGAUGAGCCUCACUAUUAUAGGUGAGAAGUUGGGAAAAUAGCAUAUAGAGGGGAAUUUAGUGUAUUUUUGUAUGCAACGAUUAAUCAUCGCUAAUGAAGAACGAUAUAGUAAAGAAAUAAAGGUCGUAAUAUUUACGAUUUUCGUUAAAAUUUAAUAUUAAAAUGUUAAUAAAAAAAAAAACUACAAUAAAAACAAUCUUUUCUUGUUGAUCAUUAAGUACAACUUAUAAUAAACCUUCUGCUAAAUUUACAAGCAUUUCUGUUCGAUCUUACAAUUUUAUCCACAAAGUACCUGCCAAAUUAAAAUUACGUACAAAAUUUCCAAAAUUAAAAUGUCUAUAAAUUGUUCAAAAAUGGCUCAAAUGUUUUGAACAUUUCACCAUAUCUAGAAAAACUAAAUAUAAGUGUUCUGUUCAAAUUUCAAGUUCCUACAAAUAUGUUAGACCGAAUAACAACAAAAAACGAAAAGAACGGACAUACUUCGCACGUGGGUGCAGCCACUAUUGUGGGUAGGAAUUUGGGAAGACUAGUGGGAAUUUAAUGUAUAUCUGUAAGCAACAAUAAACCAUUGUUAACGAAAAAACGAUUCCGAGUGGAGUUCAAUUGACAGUGUUGUUUUGUCAACUAAAUAAUAUAUGUUACCGUUAAUGUUGUAAAAUCGGUUAUUAUUCGUUAUAAUUAUACUUCAACCUAUUUUGUGCUGUUCGUUUUAAUAUUGGAUUGUAUUGGCCUAUUAAAUAACUUAUGGUAAGCAUGCUGUUUGUAUUUGUACGUGGGUUUUUUCUCGGUAUUUUAGUUUUUAAUCUGGAUUUGACGAUUUUUAAAUUGUAAUAUUUCAUACGUUUAUAACUCACUUGAAAAUAAAAACACCGAGAAAAAACCAACGUACAAAAACUAACAAUGUUCUUACUUUUAAGUUUGAUAAUAGGCUCAUACACUCUAGUAUCAAAUCUAACAGCACAAAAUCGAUUUUUAUAUACAAUAAGUAUAAAUACAACGACAUUAACCGAUUUUACAACGUUAACAGUAAUAUAUAUGUAUGUCAUAUUAUGGUAAAAUGAUUACAAUAAUGUGCGUUUCCAUGACAACAAUAAUUGUUUAAAAAAGAUUAAAAUAACAAAAUAUGAAUAAAAACAGUUGUCAAUGCCAACCUUAUUUUUAAUCUUUCAAUCUUUUUUAACCUUAAGAACCAGGUUUUCCUCAUUAUCUCGCACGUGAAUGAGAAUUCCAAAAAAUUACCUCUCUAAAGUACCAUCCAGAAAACAUUUCCUUUCGAAAUAGGUGCUAUACUUAUUACUUGAUAAUCGGGGUGAGCUAUCUGGUAAAAAAUGUGUUCACAUCUUUAUAAAACCAAUACAUUCACUAAACUCAGAAUAUAAAAUUGAAAAUAAUACAUUUCGUAAACUUUUCCGGUUUUUAUUUAUUAUAAAUACACUUUGAUGAAAAUCAAAAAAAAUGACCUUUUUAAAGUACCACCCAAAUAAAAUUUGUUUCCAGAAAAAGUACUACACAUGAAAAUUAUAGUAGAAAAAAUGUUUACAGAUCAAAAAAAUCAUCAUUAUAAAUCCAAUAUAUUCAUCGCUUCGUUUAGAAUCUAAAAUUAUUGAGAUUUUUAUGCAAAAAUACCAUCUUAGUUUACGACUCUUUCGGCGUAGAAAUUGUGUGCCCUAAAAAUCUAGUCCCGACAGUUAUGAACAAAACAAAAAAUAAAAAAACAGCCCAAUUAGUCUAUCAGUCACCAACAAAAUAUCGAUACAUUUUAAAUUCUAAGCGGAGCGAGGAAUAAAUUGGUUUUAUAAUGAUGUUUGUUUUUUUUUUAUUUUUUUUUUUUUUUUGGUUUGUUAACAGUUAUUGUACUAGAAAUUUUGAUCCAAUUUUCAAGUGUAUUUUGUUUAUAUUUAUAUAGAUGUUAAUACAUUUUAUACAGAGUGUUAAAAAUGUAUGUUGCUGUAGAUUUCACUAAAAAAUUUUAUUUAGAUUUUGACCUCAGAGAGAAAUUAUGUGGUUUUCUAUCAUAAGUCAUGCUUCGAUUUUAUAGGGUACCAUCAUUUCUGAAAACAAAUUAUAUGAUUUUAUGAUACCUUUGUUGUUAUAAUGAUUAUUAAUAAUAAUAAUAAUAAUAAUUAAGAAAAACGAUUUUCAAUUUUAAUUUUUGUUGUAAUUCAGUUAAAAAAUAAUUCUAGACAUUUAAAAUAUCCACAGUAUACAUACUGGCCUUAUUUAGAAAUUAUAAAUUGUUCAAAAAAUUUUGGCCAUUUUUGAGCUAUAUAUGAUGGGCAUUUAAGAUUACUCAUAGUUGUGGUAUUUUUAAGCCAAUAAUGAGCCAUGAGGGAUGUGGGGUAUAACCCACGCACGAUACUGAGGUUGUCUAUACUUGAGUUCAUAUAUACAUGUUUAUAAACAAUAAUAUUGAUAAUUGUCAUACAGAAAUCGGCAGAAUCGAGACAAGCGAACCGAGCUCACGUCAACGCUUUAUUUGUCAAACAACUAUUUAAAAUAAUAAAAAUCGUCAUACCCGGAUUUUUAUCGCCGGAAUUUGGGAUCCUACUGCUCGUGGCCGCGUCGCUGGUGGCCAGAUCUUACAGCGACAUAUGGAUGAUACAGACCGCGACGGUCGUCGAAACAGCCAUUAUAAGUAUGGACACGGAUUUGUUUAAAAAACAACUGAUGUAUUUUUUCGCCGGAAUGCCGAUCGUGAGUAUCUGUUGCCCACAAUAUUAUUAUUAUCAACAUUUUCGAACGUCAUUAAUAUAUACUUAAAACUUUUGUAGAUUUCCUUGGUCAACAGCGUAUUAAAGGUAAAUAUUAUAAUUUCAAAAUCUCUAGUCUUCACUGUAUUUCGAAUCAAUAUUAAAUGUUGUUUUACCAUUUGUCUUUUGUAGUGGAGCAUUGGAGAGUUGAAGCUAAGACUUCGAACCAGACUGUCACAUCAUCUAUAUGAGGAUUAUUUAAGGUACCGGGUUAAAAAAAAAAAUGUAUUAAAAAAAACCUAAGUAGCCUGUAUUUUAUUAAACAAUGUUUAGAGGAUAUACCUAUUACAAGAUAAACAAUUUGGACAACCGCAUAUCAAAUCCAGAUCAGCUGUUAACGGCUGAUGUUGAUAAGUUUUGCGAUAUGUUCACUGAUUUGUAUUCAAAUAUCUGUAAACCAUUUUUGGACAUUGUUAUUUACGUUUAUCAGCUAACACGCACAUUAGGAUUUGAAGUAAUUAUAAUUUCUAUCUUCAUAUUAUAUGGAUUAUAAGUUAUAAUCCGUAUGAAACAAGAUUUUAAUUUUUAGUUUUACUUUUCAGACACCUUCUGUGAUGUUGGGUUAUUUGAUGUUGUCAGGAACAGUUCUCACCUACCUCCGACGACCGACUGGAAAAAUGACUGUCAUAGAACAAAAAUUAGAGGGCGAAUACCGAUACAUCAACUCCAGAUUAAUUACCAAUUCAGAGGAAAUAGCUUUUUACAACGGUAAUAACAGAGAAAAACUCAAUCUGUUAGCUUCGUUCAACAAAUUAGUAAGUAUUACAAUAUAAAUUUUGACUCUUAGUAAGAGUUAACUGUUGACAUGAAUAAAAAAAUAUUGCCAAUAUUUAAUUAUUACAAUACAUCCCAAUAAAGAGUAUCUAUGAAUUAAUAAUCAAUUAAUUAUAAUCAAAUGAUUCAAUUUACAUUAUUGCAUUUUUUUUUUUUUUAUUGUGUACCAAGUCUGUUCUUACUGUUUUUGGUUAUAAUUGACCUAAUUGUGUACCUAAUUAAAAUUCUCACAAUUUCAACUUACUCUAAUCAAGUUAUUCAUAAUACCUAUUAUACUUUGCAAUAUUAAUUUAUGUAUUUUUCCUGACAAUAUUUAUUGUGUUUAACCUAAUUUUGGACAAUCUGUCGUACCUCUCAUUUCUUUUAUAUUAGUAUAGUUUAUUAUAAUUUAAUUAUAGCUAUAAUAGUAAACCUAAUAAUAUAGUAAAUACUUCUUUAUAUUUUUGUUUGCUCAUAAAAUGAUAAAUGCUUUCAGCCAGCAAUGCUAAUAGGAAAACAAAUUGAUCUCUUAUUGAUACUUAUUUAUUUCUAUAAAAAAAAAUUUUAAAUGUCGAUUAUAAAAUGUAUUAAAUUAUAAUGAUUUAAAUUUAAUAAUUUUGCAAAGUUUUAAUGACCCAGUAAUUAACUUUUGUUUUCUAACAUUUUUAGACAAAUCACUUAAGAAAAUUCCUUGAAUUCAAAGUUUACAUAGGUUUUUUCGAUAACAUUAUUGGAAAAUGUAAGUCAUCAAAAUUAUUUAGUAUUUAUAUUGUGUUCUAAUUACAAAUUUACAUUUAAAAUAAUUAUGUUUUAUUUCAGAUAUUGCUACUGUCGUAGGAUUUUAUGCUGUUAGUAUUCCUUUUAUGAGUUCAAAAUCGUUUUUAGCCAAUACUAUUCAAAAAGAACGUUUUCGAGUAAGUUUACAACUACUACAUUAACGUGGUAAAUAUAAUGACAGUUUUUUGAUAAUAAAUUAUUAUCAAGAAUUUAUAUUGAUUAUAUACUAUUGUUUUAAUUUCAAUUCUAAUACUCUCAUUGUCGGUUCAUCUGUAAUAAAAAAAAAACUUUAUUAUUAUUUCACAUAAGAACUAAUCCGGCAAUUUUUAUUCAACACUGAGUGAUAUUUUAUAUUUGUUUUUUAAUUGAUGUUCUUAUUCAAAGUAAAAUUAUUAGUAUAUAGUAUACUUUAUAUUUGGUCCAAAAUCUAAUCAGCUUUAAUUUAAAUAUUUUUUAAAUAUUAAAAUCUCUGCGUUUUUUACAGAAUUACUAUACAAUGGGCCGCAUGUUGGUAAAAUUAGCUGAAGCCAUUGGUCGCUUAGUAUUAGCCGGUCGUGAUAUGACACGUUUAGCUGGUUUCACUGCCAGAGUAACAGAGAUUAUGUCUGUACUAAAUGAUCUAAACAAUGGAAAAUACGUGCGGACCAUGUUAACUGAUAGUUUUACACUGAAAGAAAAGAAGCUGUCACCAAACUCUGGUCGUAUUAUAACUAAAGAUAAUGUUAUCAAGUUUGAUAAAGUACCCCUUAUAACACCCAAUGGUGACAUACUGGUUGAAGAAUUAUCAUUUGAAGUUGUAUCAGGUAAAAAUGUGCUUGUAUGUGGGCCCAAUGGAUGUGGAAAAUCAUCUUUGUUCAGAGUUCUUGGCGAAUUAUGGCCGCUAUUCGGUGGAACACUAACAAAACCUCCAAAAGGCAAACUCUUUUAUAUUCCGCAAAAGCCGUACAUGACAUUAGGUACACUCAGAGACCAAGUCACAUACCCUCAUACUAAGUAUGUACAAUUUGUUGGUGAUAUAUUAUGCUAUGUGGAUAGUUCUUAUUAGUUUGUAUAAUAAAUUUUGAUCACAGAGAAGAAAUGCAACGUCGUAAAAAAUCCGAUAUAGACAUAGCCCAACAUUUGGAACGUGUACAAUUAUCGUAUUUACUACAAAGGGAUCAAGGUUGGGAUACUGUGGCCGAUUGGAUGGAUGUAUUAUCUGGUGGUGAAAAACAACGUAUCGCCAUGGCCCGGUUGUUUUAUCAUCAGCCACAAUUCGCUAUAUUAGACGAGUGUACGAGCGCAGUCAGUGUAGAUGUUGAAGGUUCUAUGUACCAGUACUGCCGUGAUGUUGGAAUUACUCUUUUUACAGUUAGCCAUCGUAAAUCAUUAUGGAAACACCAUGAUGUGAGUAGUAUUAUUAUAAUGAAUACAAUGAUUUUCAUUUUUAUUGACUUGAUAUCUCUGUAAACUACAUUAAUAAUAAUACAUACUAUGAAACCAUAAAAUUAAUUUUUUAAACUCUAAAAAUGUUUAUAUACUAUGCUAUGUACUCAUAAUAAUUACUUUCUUCAUUACAACGAUUAUAUAGUAAUAACUAGAGCAUGAAUUUAUAUGCAUUAAAAUAUACCAUAUAACAUGGAGUAAAAAAUGAACAAAUUUAACAUUAUAAAUUGGUAGAUACAAAAAAUAAAAUCUAAAUAUUUAUUCAGCAACAUGCAAUGAUUAUAAAAAAAAAAAACAUUUUAUUAAUUAUUAUUUUUAUUAUUAAAAUUAAUUACUAAAUGAUAUUUAAGUUUUUUUCAGUAAAAUUGUGACUCUGUUUGUCAAUAAAUGUUUAUAAAUUGAAAACGAUUGUUAAGAUCAACUGAAAUAGUCUGAGAAUAAUAAAUAUAUAAUAUUUAUUAAAAAUGUACUAUUUUGUUCAAAUAAUUAAUUUAGUAGUUGUCGAGAAGUGACAUUUAUAGUAAACAAUUUAUUAAAAUUGGUUACAUACAGAUAAAUGUGUACCAGCUGUCAUUUAAAUAACCACUCAAUUUGUAUUGAAAUAGUUUUUCAGCCAUAAUAAUGACCAAAUUUCUCAUUUUUUUUUUCUCAGUUUUACCUACAAAUGGACGGUAGAGGAUAUUUUGAAUUUAACAAAAUCGAUUCAGACACAGAAGAAUUUGGUUCUUGAUUUCUUGGGUGAUAUUAAAAUAUUUUUAAAAGCAAUUAUGUACAAAAAUAUUUAUGAAUAUUGUAAGUUAGAGUUCAUUCUUGCCAAUUUCUAGUUCUCAUAUUAUAAUUUUACUAUAUAAAUAUAUAAAUAUAUAUAUAUAUUAUUUUUUGGUGUUAACAAAUCAAAUUAGUUUAUAAAUAUUUUUUACUUGCUAUUGUCAAGGUAUUUUUAUAUAGUUUUUGUAACGCUGAUUUUUUACCAGUCAACUGAACCAAUGUAAUGGUUUUAUGGUUGAAUAAUUUGUUGUAUCGUACAAAAGAGAUUAUUUUUGUACUCGUGUUUGUAACUAAAAUUUUAUAAUUUUUUUGAAAAUUUAAUAAAAAAAUUUUAGUAUGUGGUUACAAUUAUUAAUGGUAAUUCAUUCUGUGUCAGCUAUAUGUUACUGUUUUGAAAAUAAAUUAAAUAAAUCGGUACACUGAUUGAUUAAGUCAAUGACAAUAUUUAUUAAGAAUUUCUAUUAAAUCAGAAAAAAAUAAUAGCUCACAAACAUUAUAUAUUUUACUUGAUAAUUAAAUUAUUUUUAUCAACCUUUACUAUAUUAUAAUUUAUUUAUAAUACAAAUCAUUUCUGUGUACAAUUUAUAAUCCUUUCCCAAAUAAAAUUAAUAUACAAAAUAUGUUAUACUAUUUUCUAAAAUGUGUUACAGUAAAAACAGCUUGUUUAUCAAGUCUUACAAUGAUAAAAAAUAAUAAUAAUAAUAAUAAUAACACGGUAGAAAAUUUACAAAACUCCGUUAAGCAUUGAACAAUUUAAUUAUUUUUGUUUGCUCUUUCAAAAGCGCACAAAAUAAAUUAAUGUUCUUGAAAAUGCCAAUCUAACGGGCCGUAUACAAUUAUAUCACAAUUUCGCGUUGACAACUCUUAAACAUUACACCUUAUUAAUAACGAUAUAAUAAUAUUAUACAAACGUGUAUCGGUGGCGGCUAUAUAUAUGCUCCGAGAAGUGUUAAGAGGAGGCAAAAAUAGUUAAGUUUCUAAAAUACCUCCCCUCCGAGGAAAAAAAAUAUAUAAUAAUAUUACACAACUACAGAUAAAAUAUUAUAUUAAAAGAAUGUGUAUAUUAUACCUUUUUUUUUUUUUUUUUUUUCGAUAAGUGAAACGGACGCAUAUAAAAUUGUAAAAAAAAGCCAUGGCCCGUGGGGUUCACCACACAUAUAACCUCCACUGAUGUGUGCGUGUGUGUGUAUUUGUGUAUUUGUGUAUUUGUGUGCGUAUAAACCGCAGACGGUUUUUUCGAGUUAAAAAUAGCAUCGUGUAUUAUUUUUAUAUUAAUAUUAAAAUAUAGGAUGCCGCGGUUAGAAAACCGAAUUUAUGAAAAAAAAAAAAAAAACGCUUAAAAAUUAAUAAUAUCGCGGUGCGUUCGUUUUUUUUGACCGGUCGCGGGUCGGUGCAGCGAGGGAAUAACAUUAAAAUACGAAUGAGUAAUCGUAAUUGCACAGUAAUGUGAGAAGAAUACAAUAUUAUUAUUAUUGCGGAGACGAUUCUAUGCGAUUUCGAGCGAAACAAAAGCAGGGAUACCUAAUCGUAACGAUAUUAUAAUAAAAUAUUAAUAAUAGUUUUUAAGGAUCACAGUGUUUUUAGGUAUUAUAGUAUAUUAAAAUAUUAUAAUAUAGUCGUGAAACGGUUUUGCCGCGUCUACCGCUUGUUCCUCGCGCCCUUGAUGGUGAAACGCCUCCAAAAGCUCGGCUUGCGAAUGUUGGAAGUUUCUUCGUCGUCCAGCUCCCUGGUCGGCGACCCGUGUCCCGAAUCGCUCUCGUCCGCGUUGUACCGGCGCCCCGUCGCGCACGUCGAUGAGUCGUUGCCGCCCCGCAGGAAGUCCAAGAAAUUCGAUUCCGACUUCAUUUUACCUAAAAAACGAACAUUAAUUGAUAAAAUAC
Molecule: messenger RNA, 14742 nt
Organism: Cinara cedri
Lineage: Eukaryota; Metazoa; Arthropoda; Insecta; Hemiptera; Aphididae
Source: the annotation of a GenBank genome assembly